Aegilops tauschii subsp. strangulata is the source of this 1213-nucleotide messenger RNA. Its product is annotated as tricin synthase 1. The record is from RefSeq and is a predicted model, not a curated record. Lineage: Eukaryota; Viridiplantae; Streptophyta; Magnoliopsida; Poales; Poaceae. Gene Ontology annotation, molecular function: S-adenosylmethionine-dependent methyltransferase activity; O-methyltransferase activity.
UGGAGAUGCUCUAACUGACAAGUCUAGACUUUUCUGCGAAGAAGCAAGAAGCCUAUUUUCAGGAACGCUGCCGGCCGGCCGGCAAAACCAACCGUCCGAGAAUGGCCGCCCCCGCCGCCGCCGCCGGAAGCAGCCUCUACAGCAAGACCCUCCUCAAGAGUGAGCAGCUCUACCAGUACAUACUGGAGUCCACGGUGUUCCCGCGCGAGCCCGACUGCCUCCGGGAGCUGCGCGUCGCCACCGCGACCCACCCCAUGGCCCGCAUGGCGGCGUCGCCGGACCAGGUGCAGCUGUUCGGCCUGCUGAUCGAGAUGCUCGGCGCCAGGAACGCCAUCGAGGUCGGCGUGUUCACCGGGUACUCGCUGCUCGCCACCGCGCUCGCCCUCCCCGACGACGGCAAGGUCGUGGCCAUUGACCUUAGCCGCGAGAGCUACGACGAGAUAGGGGCGCCGGUGGUGGAGAAGGCCGGGAUGGCGCACAAGGUCGACUUCCGCGUCGGGCUCGCGCUGCCGGUGCUGGAUCAGCUGGUCGCCGAGGUACGUGCGCCGCGCGUCCCCCUGCCUCCGUCCGUGCUCGCGCCCCUGUGUUGCAUGCAGCAGCGAGAUGACCGUGAGUUCAUGGCAUGGCCGUUGCAGGAUGGCAACCUGGGCAAGUUUGACUUCGCGUUCGUGGACGCGGACAAGGCCAACUUCCACCACUACCACGAGCGGCUGCUGCGGCUGGUCAGGGUCGGGGGCCUCAUCGCCUACGACAACACGCUGUGGGGCGGCUCCGUGGCCGCGCCGGACGACGAGGCGCUGUCGGAGCGCGACCGGGAGCUCGCAGGGAUCGCCAGGGCGUUUAACGCGGCGCUCACCGCCGACCGCCGCGUGCAGGUGUGCCAGCUCGCCAUCUCCGACGGGAUCAUGCUGUGCCGCCGCGUCGCGUGAUCGAUCGGCACGUGUGUGGUCGAUGUUGAUGUUGGUGCUCCGUUGGAGUCGAUCGGCACGUACUGGAUUGGUCUGAAUAAGAAUAAGCACUGUUGCAAUAGUGCUGAGCAUGAGCUGUGGAUAACGGGUUAGGGUGGAAUAAAUUGCAAAAAACCAUCAUAAUUGGGGAUCCUAAUUUAAAAAACCAUCAUCUUUCGUUUUCUUUUUCUUCAAAAACCCGUCGCAAUUGUGCUGACAGUUUUCAGAAAACACCGAUUGAUCAAUUAGAGUGGUUUCAGUGAAAA